This is a messenger RNA of Trypanosoma rangeli, 852 nucleotides long. RefSeq lists its product as uncharacterized. The transcript has a single exon. Lineage: Eukaryota; Euglenozoa; Kinetoplastea; Trypanosomatida; Trypanosomatidae. The coding region runs from base 1 to 852 and encodes 283 amino acids. The record is from RefSeq and is a predicted model, not a curated record.
AUGCAUUGCGUGGAUGAGAGGGACGGGAUAAAUGAGGAAGAUGGAGGACGCCGGGGUGAGACACCACGAGUGGAGAACCCAGAGUUAAAUAACCACAUGUCGCAGAGAGAGGAGAAAUCUGCUGAUGUGAAGCCGCUACUUGCAUUUGAAAAGGUUCCAGUAGGAGCUCACGCAGAGUGUGUGGACGCCAUGCAGGAAGGUGCCAGUCCGGCAGCGUCUUUUCUUGGCAAUACCGCAACAUCGGGUGUUAGAAACAACGCUGCUGAUGGUGUAAAAGGCGAAAAUCGUCGAUGCCAAGAGCACCAGGUGCAGUUGGCAUGGGGUGGCGAUUCCUGCACUACUCCCAAGAAUGUCGGUCAUGUUAUGUUGCCUACAGAAGAAACGGAGGUUGAGAAUUUUCAGGCGUCUGGUAAUCUCGCUAACUCCAGCGUUUACGAAAGCAGCAUAGUUGGGGGUGAUGAUGCCGGUGUUUCAUUGAGUUGGGCGUCGAGACAACGGAGGCCACAAAAUGGGGCAGAACGCUGGCGGAAGCAAGAAACGGAGACGUGGCGACGAAGCAACGAGCAGUGUGCUUCUUUGGGGUCUCCAACAGCGAUUGUAAAAAGGCUUUCAGAGACAAACGGGUCGACGCUACAGAUUUACGGUGAUGGCGCCUAUGAGAACCACAGCGGGGGUGGUGGUGUAAUCAUUGAUGCAGGGGAUUGUGAUGAUGCUCUGGAGACGCGUUGCAGACGAUACAGUUCGAUAGCUACUCGGCGACUGUGCCGACACAACGUGGAAUUCAGAAAAAGUGAUGAUGACGGGACGGUCAUGCCUCUGUGGCAAACAUUUGCAGGUAGUGAAAAUCUCUGA